Messenger RNA from Laetiporus sulphureus 93-53, 950 nucleotides. RefSeq lists its product as uncharacterized. The annotation marks the transcript as partial. The record is from RefSeq and is a predicted model, not a curated record. NCBI's taxonomy places the organism in Eukaryota, Fungi, Basidiomycota, Agaricomycetes, Polyporales, Laetiporaceae. Gene Ontology annotation, molecular function: ubiquitin-like modifier activating enzyme activity. The transcript has 3 exons.
ACGGGAUAGGCCUUCCGGAUAGGACAACUAAAGUUACAGAAUGCGUCCGUGGUUGUGGUUGGCGCGGGCGGUCUGGGGUGACCUGCUCUGCAGUAUCUCGCAGCAGCAGGCGUAGGCAGGCUGGGCAUCGUUGACCAUGAUGUCGUGGAGUUGUCCAAUCUACAACGGCAAAUACUACACACCGAAGCUCGCGUUGGAAUGCAUAAAGCUCUCUCCGCUGCAGAAGCUAUCAAGUUCACGGUGCAUCGCACCUGUACGAUCGACUCAUGCGCUGCAAAAACAGAUAAUCCCUAUAUAGCAUCAACUCUCGCAUGCAACUCACCGCCAUCACCACCGCCUUCACCGCGUCCAAUGCGCUCUCCUCUCUCCGACUACACCUCAUCCUCGACUGCACCGACAACCUCCCCACGCGCUACCUCCUCUCCGACACCGCCGUGCGCCUCGGUCGCCCACUCGUCAGCGGCGCCGCGCAGCAGUUCGACGGCCAGCUGUGCACGUCCAAUCUCGGCCCUGGCGAGGGCCCGUGCUUCCGCUGCCUGUUCCCGAAGGCAUUGACCCCCACGCUGGCUGGCUCGUGUGAGGAGCUGGGCGUGCUCGGGGUGGUGACUGGUUUCAUUGGGAAUUUUCAGGCGCUGGAGGCGAUCAAGAUCAUAAUGGGCCUGCACGGUGCCUGUGCAGCCUAUGAGCUCAGCAUUAUGAGUGUUAACUCGAAACGUGAACUUAUAGAUGGGAAGCCGACCAUGCUGAUAUACUCGGCGCUCAGCACGCCGCCAUUUCGAAGCAUCAGGCUACGCUCUCGACGGCCGAUCUGUCCCGCAUGCGGUAACGAGCGCGAGAAGGUGGGCACCAUCGAAGAAAUGGACCAUGUCAUGUUCUGCGGCGGGGAACGCCCGGAUUGGGUCGGCAAAGGUUUAAUGGAGGACAGGCCAGGCAGUCGAAUACGCGUCAAG